GGCGGGUCCAACAACGGCGGCUGCGGCGGCGGCGGCAGGGCAGUUCGUAUAGAAAAAUGGAUGACUCAGAGUCAGACUUCAAUCUGAAAGUCGUCCUAGUCGGUUUCAAGCAAUGUCUCAACGAGAAGGAAGAGGUGCUGCUGGACUGCUACCUCGAAGGCUGGAGGGGGCUGGUCAGGUUCCUGAACAGUCUGGGCAGCAUCUUCUCGUUUGUCUCCAAGGAUGUUGUGAUGAAGCUACAGAUCAUGGAGCGCCUGUGCAGCAGCCCACAGCGGGAGCACUACAGAAGCCUACAGUCUAUGGUAGCCUACGAGAUGGGCAACCAGCUGGUGGACCUGGACCGGCGCUCGCGCCACCCCGACUCAGGCUGCCGGACAAUGCUCCGGCUGCACCGCGCUCUGCGCUGGCUACAGCUUUUCCUGGAAAGUCUGCGCACCAGCCCUGAGGACGCGCGCACUGCCACGCUCUGCACCGACUCCUACAAUGCCUCGCUGGCUGCUUACCACCCCUGGAUCAUCCGCCGGGCUGUCACUGUGGCCUUCUGCACGCUGCCCACACGCAAGGUCUUCCUAGAAGCCAUGAACGUGGGGUCCCCCGAGCAGGCUGUGGAGAUGCUGGGGGAGGCCCUGCCCUUCAUUGAGCACGUCUACAACAUCUCCCAGAAGCUCUACGCCGAGCACGCUCUGCUGGACCUGCCCUAGGGGCUAGCGGGCCCGGGCAGGGCGGGCUUCCCCUUCUCCAGAGCUGGGCUGGGGCAGCCAGGGCCCCUCAGUCCCACCAUGGAGCUCUCUGGGUUCCCCAGGAAUGGGAAAACCACUCUUUCCUUGUGAACUGAGCUUGUGGCGAGGCACAGGCCCAGCGUGGCCCCUUGGGUCAGAGGAGGCAGGCGCUGGCUGUCUGUCCCAUACCUGUCCUUUCACUCUGCCCAAGAGCAUCUCAGCUUUACCCUCAGCCAGGUGACAUGUGUGUCCAGACAGGCCUCACCCAGUGGUGAAGUGGGAAGGGCAGGGAGGGCGGAGGCAGGAUCAGUGUGCGUGCAGAGGCCCGAGAAACUGCCCCUACCUGUGAGUCAAGUCUGUGAAGUGGGAUGAGGUCACUGGAAUACAUAGACUCUGUCCUGGUUGCCAGCCAACAAUGCUGGUACGUGUCCCUCCCAGGCCCGGAUGCAGUGUCUGGGCCUAGGCAGGCUGCUCCAGGCCCCUCCACACUGGGCUGGCUGUCCCUAGGGCAGGGAGAGAAUCCCUGGGCAUCAGUUGGCAUUGUGGGCUCCCUCCCUGCCCCUUGCCUGGCCGUAGCCAGGGGCCCACAUGUCCUUAGCAGUGAGACCCGGGAGCUGAAGCCCCAAGCGAAGGCCUCUCUGCCUCUAUAGCGCCACACACAUCAGCUGCCUCCUGCAGCCACGCCAUGGCCAGAGCUCCCCAGGCAGCUGCUUGUGAGUCUGCACAGCACAGACCUGAAGCCACCAGGAGCCCAUGUCUCCUCUGGGCCAAUGCCGACCUCUCCCCGUCCCAGUGUCCAGCUAAGUGCUGUGUUCCCUCUUCUUGCCCUUUGCUGCCCCUCCCCACAGAGCUCAGGAGACCCAGGAUGGCAUGGCACCGGGAGAGGGCCUGGACCCCUCUGCCUAGCUGACAGGCUGGCAGACAGCCACAUCCAGCCCGGCCAUCACCCAGUGCUCGAGGGCCUGGCCUCUCCCACUGACUCUUCACUGUGAGCCCAGGACCUUGGGUGCCAUGGGGACGGUGCCCACUGUACAGAAGUUGUGCAUGAUUGUGAGCUCGUGGGGACCUCAGGACAUGUACCACUGGUGGUAGCUUUUCCAGCA
Equus quagga is the source of this 1822-nucleotide messenger RNA. RefSeq names its product ceramide-1-phosphate transfer protein (gene CPTP). Gene Ontology annotation, biological process: ceramide transport; intermembrane lipid transfer. The record is from RefSeq and is a predicted model, not a curated record. Gene Ontology annotation, molecular function: ceramide 1-phosphate binding; ceramide 1-phosphate transfer activity. The coding region runs from base 57 to 701 and encodes 214 amino acids. Lineage: Eukaryota; Metazoa; Chordata; Mammalia; Perissodactyla; Equidae. The transcript has 3 exons. Gene Ontology annotation, cellular component: membrane; cytoplasm; cytosol.